CAGUUCUUCCGUCCGGUCUCUCUCAACCGCAUCCGCUAGCGCCACGAGAGCAGCAUGGCAGGCGGCGAGUUGCGGGCAGCGCUGGAGCAGCGCCUCGAAGCCCUGGCCAUCCGCACGGAGGUCGUGGAGCACCCGGAGGUGUUUACAGUUGAAGAAAUGAUGCCUCAUAUCCAACAUUUGAAAGGAGCACAUAGUAAGAACUUAUUUCUUAAAGACAAAAAGAAAAAAGGCUAUUGGCUGGUGACAGUUCUUCAUGAUAGACAAAUUAAUUUAAAUGAUCUUGCCAAGCAGUUAGGUGUUGGAAGUGGAAAUCUGCGGUUUGCUGAUGAAACAGCCAUGCUAGAAAAACUGAAAGUUGGCCAAGGCUGUGCCACACCGUUGGCACUCUUCUGUGAUGAUGGAGAUGUGAAAUUUGUUCUGGAUUCUGCUUUUUUGGAAGGUGGACAUGAAAAGGUGUACUUUCAUCCAAUGACCAAUGCUGCAACCAUGGGAUUGAGCCCUGAAGACUUUCUCACAUUUGUGAAGAAGACAGGACACGAUCCCAUAAGACUAAAUUUUGAUAAAAACUAAUUGGGCUAAUGUUUAGAAUACAUUUAUUUCUGAAAGCUGUUUUUCUUACUUGUAAUUACGAAAAGCAUUAGAAGUGGUAAGAUAUAUAUAGCACCUUGGUUUGGUGACUACCUACUACUUAAGGAGCUAUUUAACUAUUUCAUCUUAAAGGAGCUGUUUUUAAAAAGAUAUAUUGAGGUAGUUUUAGUUAGCUCAGAGAUUCCACCCUCCCCUUCCCCCAUGACAAUUAGUUGUUACAGGAGUGCCUUGGACAAUUAAGGAGUAAUUAACACAGGGAGUUCUCUGGUGGCCUAGUGGUUGGGAUUCCAG
Molecule: messenger RNA, 879 nt
Organism: Kogia breviceps (pygmy sperm whale)
Lineage: Eukaryota; Metazoa; Chordata; Mammalia; Artiodactyla; Physeteridae
Product: prolyl-tRNA synthetase associated domain-containing protein 1
Molecular function (GO): aminoacyl-tRNA deacylase activity
Source: RefSeq, a predicted model, not a curated record